Messenger RNA from Bursaphelenchus okinawaensis, 3721 nucleotides. The record is from the annotation of a GenBank genome assembly. Lineage: Eukaryota; Metazoa; Nematoda; Chromadorea; Rhabditida; Aphelenchoididae.
AUGCCAAAGGUAAGAGAUGGGUACUUUUGGGUAAAUCUGUUAAUUCUAGGAAAAAGUGGUACUUUUGGAUAAAAGUUGUACUUUUUAAAUUUAAUUUGGCGCGAUUAGGUGUUUAGGGACGGGUUAGUAAAAACUGGUACUUUCAGCGAAAAAAUAGUACAGUUUGAAUAAAAAAUGGUAUUGUUUAUAUUAAAAAUGUCAUGUUUAAAAAUGGUACCGUUUAGGUAAAAAAUGCUACUUAUAUGGCAAAACUGGUACUUUUUGAAUAAAAAUGCUACUUUAGAGCAAAAAUGUUAUUUUUUAAACAAAAAAUGGUAUUUUUAGAAAACAAAAUGGAACUGUUUGAACAAAAAAUGGGAUUUUUAGGGCAAAAGUUGUACUGUUUGAAUCAAAAACUAUACUGUUAGAAAAAAAACUGGUACUGUGGAGAUAAAAAAUAGUACUCAAAGAAAAGAAUGGUAUAAGUGUAGGAUAGCCUAAAGUAGUUUAGGGCAGGUGGAAGAGGAAACGAGGCUAAAAAUGAUUCAUUUUAAACUGGAACAAAAAAUAACAAAAGUAUAAGUUUAAAAAUCAAAUUUAAGUAUCUAAUAUACGAUUAGUAUUGGUGUUAAUUUUGUAUCAAUUUCAGCGAGCGUCGGAAGACUUGGUAGGCGCGGCUUGUUUCGAUGAAGCUUUCAGCAUCUUCAUGAACACUAUGAGUGAGCCAAAAAAGGUAAUUUUUAAUCAAAAUUUAGCAAUUCCUUUUAACAAAUUAAAAUAAAAAUAAUUUUUCUUUGUUUUUCAUUAUGAUUUUUUAUAAAAACCUUAAAAAUGCUAAUUAAAUUUGAUUUUUUCGAAAAAAAGGUGAUUAAAAUGGUAUAAAAUUUAAUUUAAUUGAAUUUUAAACUACAGUAAAAGAAAUUGUACGCACAGUAAACUCAAAUCUUUUUCUCAAAAAUUUUUAAUUAAAAAAAAUUUUUUUCAGCUCAAACUAGACCCUCUGGCCUUUAUUUCCGCGCCCGCCCCAGCCAGCAAAUCGGCUUCGGCCGCCGCCGCCGUCGCUGCCGCCGCCGUCCUCAACUUCAACUCAACAGCUUCGGCUUCGACUGUCUCGGCGCCAGAUCCAUCAGGAAACCCACCAUCUAGGGUAGUACAUCUUCGCAACAUUCCAGGCGACAUGAGUGAACUGGAGUUGAUCCACUUCUGUAUGCCUUUUGGAAAACUUUCGAAUUAUCUUAUGCUGAAGGGGAAGAACCAGGUAAGGUUUGUUGAAACUUGUGUAAAGUUUUGUAGAAAAACAAGGGUAGGGUAAGGUAGAGCAGGGUAGGGUAAACAGAUAAUUUUUGACUAUGUUCUAUAAAAAAAGCACUUGGAAAUUUGACAUGUUACGAAAUGUCACAAGAUUUAUUCGAUUUUUAUGAAAAAAUUUUUGAGUGAAAAGUAAAUUACCGUUGCUUUUUUUUAAUUUUGAACUUAAAUUUUGACAUUUUUGUUAAUUUUUAAAAACAGUAAAAAGCUAUUGACAAUGUGGCGAAAUGUCACAAAACUUAUUGGUUUUUCAUUUUCUGUUUAUUCUAUAGGUUAAAAAGGGAUUUUUUGUAAAAAAAACACGUUAACAGUUGCUUUAAAUUAUAUUUUGUAUUUUGCAUUACUAAAUGGUAAAAAAUAUAUAGGUUUUUUUGAAAUUUAUAUUAUUUUGGUGAAGUACUUUAAAAAUAUGUCUAACCUUAACUUAAUCUGCCUUUAAAAUCCAGAAACUUUUCUGAAUUCCAAGGAAAACAAAAAAUUUACAUUAUUCCAUUUCAGGCCUUUGUAGAAUAUGAAGAAGAAAGUGGAGCCCAAGCGAUCGUCCAAAUUGCUCAUGCUUAUCCAAUGGCAAUUCGAGGGAAAACGAUCUUCUGCCAAUACAGUACGCAUCAAAAUCUGAAAACCGAGAAAAAACUGCCAACCAAAAGUGGUGCUAUUCUUGGAGACCUUGUGGUACCGCCGGUAGGUUUUAACUUUAACGUUUUAAGCCUUUUUUUGUUUAAAAUUUGAAAAUUUUAUAGAAAGUUAACAAAAAUAUUUAAAAAUUAUUGUGGUACUGUAUUCUUAAAAUUUUAAUGGUACUGCAGUUUUCAAACCUAUUGAAUAUUGUAUUCUUAUUGUGUAAAAAAGAAUUAGGUAUAAAAAGACUAGUUUUUAAUAUUUUCGCGCCAAGCGGAAUCGAACCCAGGUGCUUCGGCGCGUUAGUCAAACGCUUUUGCCACUAUACUACUACAAAGUGACGGUUGAAAAUUGACCUUAAUUUAUAUGUUACUAGGGCAGAAUUUAAUGCUGAAUUCAAAUCUGUAACCUAUUCUUUGUAAGUUCGAAAAAGAAAAAAGGUAUGACCAAUUUUUGUGGUUAGUUACCUAAAACAAGGUUUUGUGGCUAUUUUAUAGUUAAAAUAAGGUUUAAAAAUCAAAUUAAAGCAAAAUUUGGGACUUACGUUUUAGUCUUAAAAGCCUUACUGCAGAACCCUUACAAAGUUAGGCUAAGAUACGAUGACAACUUACUGUAGUAAAUUUGCUCGAAAGUGCAAAACAUAAAAUUUGUUUACAAAAAGCUUGUUGUCGAAGGAUAUUUGUGGCCUGCGGGUGCGUGUUUUUGAUUAAAUGGAAGAAGCAGAUUAAUGGUCGUCAGGACAACCGGCUAAUAGUCAUGAUAUAUCCUAAUUAGAGCGGGCACAUUAGCGAGAUGGGCCAAGAAACGCGAGGGAUGGGGGCCAGGAAUCCGUACAAUACUCGAAUACAGGGUUUGGUUUGGCAUGGCACGCAUUCUUUUGGUUGUAUAUAGGUAUUGAAGGUCGUUUUAGAGAGUUUUUGACAUACAAAUGGCUGUGUUUGGGACAAGUUCUUAGUACAAGAUUGUUUAUUAGAAGUACAUUGUUGUAAGCUGUAUACAGGGGCUAAGGGGGGACGCUAGGGUUUUAUAAAAAAUUUUUUUGAGGUUUGUUAACUAAGUAGGGUAAAUUAGAGUAUGUUUUCAUUUUCACCUUUUUAACUUAACUUUAUAUCUUUGUGUGUUAUCUCUACUUUUCGCUCCCCCCCCCCGCAUCCUUAGGUCUAUUUAAAAAAAACUGUAAUUUGUGUUUAAAAUACGCGCAUAUUAUUUAUGGCCGCUGGCUUUUAAUUAGAAGUCUCAUUUAUCAGUCGAUCACAUUUCGACUACUCGGCCCAUUUUCGUAGGGGGGGAGGGUGCAUUUCAGCGGUCGCGUCCUUUUCCUCGCGAUUAAUUAAAAAUGAUGCCCGUUGGCUCUCUUUCGUCAGCCGGUUGGAAAUUAUUCGAGGGAAUUUUCGGCGCAUACAUUGACUUCAGAAGGCCAAAACACGGCUGAUGCGCGGAAUAAUAAACAGCCUACGGUUAUGUUAGGCAUAUUAUGGAUAGGGAAUAAUAUGCCUAACAUGUUGUUUUAGGUUAAAGGGUAGGGGAGUAUGUUUUUGGUUUAGUGAGAGAGGGGCAGGUUUUAUUUGCAGUUUAUGGCAGGGUGUCGCAAAGCUAGGUAGUGUAGGCUAGGGCUGAGGCUGAUACUGAGGCUAAGGCUAAAACAGAGGCUGACACUGAGGCAGAGGCUAAAGCUAAGGCUCAGGCGAAAGAGAAUACUCAGACUAAGGCUAAGACUAAGGCUAAGGCUCGAAAAAAAUCCAAAGUCAAAUGCACCUCUUUCCGCACCCAAUUACUGAUGCAAAAAGAAUGGCACUCUUACAUUUGGCAUCUUUAA